Molecule: messenger RNA, 771 nt
Organism: Fusarium falciforme
Lineage: Eukaryota; Fungi; Ascomycota; Sordariomycetes; Hypocreales; Nectriaceae
Product: VanZ domain-containing protein
Exons: 2
Coding region: 157-771 (204 amino acids)
Source: RefSeq, a predicted model, not a curated record
UCAUUCUCGAAGAGUUGCUUCAGUCAACCACGCGCUACCUAUCCAGUCGGGCGUCAACUUCAAUCAGAACACUUUUCAGUGCACAAGACUGACGUGCUCCAACGUCACGCCUCGGCUUUGCUCAAACUCUACCUUCUUCAGCUCCAGUUACCCACCAUGAGAAUACGACUUCCCUUUGCAGGCGCAUUCGUGUUGCUAUUAUUUAUCGCCGCCUACGCCGGCUUGACAACGGUUCAGCUCGGCCAAUAUGUCAACGACAAAGUGCUCCAUUUUUUCACUCUAUUCCUCCUCACGACCGUUUUCUACUGGGUUGUCGACACCAGCCGCCGGCGUACCUUGAACAUGACUCUGGUCGUAUGCACUCUCGUGCUCGGCGUCGGCUCCGAAUUUGUACAGGGCUUCCUUGACAAUGGCCGGGAAUUCGACUUGUAUGGUAUUGUUGCAAAUAUCUUUGGAAGCUUUGCUGGUCUUGGUCUCUGCACCUGGUACCAUAAGCGCAUGCUCGAGCGAAAGAGACAACGCAGACGGUACACUGCCGUCCCAGGCGAGGACCAGGGUGAUGUCGAGCUUGGGGAGGGCCACGAGACUGGCGUCGUCGAGGCCCCUAGCCGGUCUCGAACUUUGGAGGAGGAGGUUGACAACUGGGAUGAGAACCAGAUUGAUGAUGACUGGGGUGAGGAGGAGAGCCCCGAGGCCCACACUGCCGCCCAAGGUGGUGAUAAAAGCGCUGAAACUGGCGACUUAGGAGAAGGGAAGAAGCGGACGGACUAA